This is a messenger RNA of Trichophyton benhamiae CBS 112371, 1152 nucleotides long. RefSeq names its product WD repeat protein. Gene Ontology annotation, molecular function: protein binding. Bases 1 to 1152 code for a protein of 383 amino acids. The record is from RefSeq and is a predicted model, not a curated record. Lineage: Eukaryota; Fungi; Ascomycota; Eurotiomycetes; Onygenales; Arthrodermataceae. The transcript is spliced from 4 exons.
AUGCCGAACCUCCGCUGCUGCUCGUCUUCCUCCCUCUCGCUGCCCGCCGAGAGCUACAUCUACCAGCUCUGUGCGGCAGGCCCGGCGUCCCUUGCAGCCAUCUCGUCAGAUAACUCGCUACGCCGCUUCGACCGCAACUCCCUGGCGCUUCUGCCGGACGGACUGGUCAAGGAGACGCAUGCGGCGGGCGUCAGCUCGCUUUGUGCUGCUGGCGAUGGGCUGCUGGCCACCUGCGGGAAGGACGGGACGGUCAAGCUCUGGGACGCUCGCCGGGCUGGUGCCGUAGCUGUCUUCCAAGCCGGUACACCCAUAUACCCCUUUAUUGACUUGAGUAUUAGCUAUAAAGGCAUGCCGUUGCUCUCGUUGGCCUGUAAUGCGUCUUCUCAUUCAAUUGUUGCUGGCACGGAGCUGGUAAAGCCAGACGCCUUUGUCCUAUUUUGGUAUAUAUCUACCCAUAUACACCAGAUAUUUAAAGGGACUGCUAUACAAUUUCACCCUUCUCGUCCUUCAGUACUUCUAUCAGGCAGCACGGAUGGCCUGGUAAACAUAUAUGAUACCACAGUCCCCGAGGAAGAGGAUGCUUUGGUACAAGUAGUCAAACAUUCUUCUAUACACCAUGCAGGGUUCAUGCAAGAUAAGGCAGUCUACGCCCUCUCUCAUGAUGAGAUGUUCUCCAUCCAUCCAGUAACCUCUGCUGAUGAAGACGAUACCCCCGCUAAUGAGGUCAAGGCCGUUGAGUUUGGGGAUUUGCGGCCAGUGCUAAAGGCAGAGUAUGUGGUGCAGGUUCUGGUUGAUGCAGCUGGGAGCUAUGUUGCGUCGGGCAGGACAAGGUGGGUUCCCCUCUCCUACUACUUCUGUACUUUCAAGACCAUGCUAAUGAAUGGUAAAUGCAGUGAUCGGAGCCUAUCAUUGACGCCGCUGGGGCAUACGCCGGAGUUUCAUUUUGAGCAGUCGAAUUCGUGGAUGCUGCCGGGCGCUCAUGGGGAGGAAGUAGUUCGUUCAGUACUGUUUGACAGCGAGUCACGGACGGUCUAUACAUGUGGUGAAGACGGCCAUGUAAGGCUGUGGAAGGAGGAGUCUGCUCCAUCCGCCGAGCUUUCAUCUAUACGGCCUACCAAACAGCGCAAGGAAAAGGGGUACAAACCAUACUAA